AUGACCGACGAGAAAAUUGUCAAUCUGUUGGCAGAACAGCAAAAGGCUAUGAAUUUGCAAACGCAAUUGCUUCAACAACUUGCAGAAUUUGUCAAAGGAAAUGAAGCAUCAACAUCAAAGACGAAUUCACAAACAAAUUCACAAGCAAAUUCAUGCACGUCGAAAGCUGCACUCAUGGAAUCAUUGGCACACUCAAUGACUGACUUUGUGUAUGAGCCAGAAAGUGGUCUGAUUUUCCAAGCGUGGUACAACCGUUUCGUACAUGUGUUCGAAAAGGAAGCGAGUUCUCUAGAGGAACAUGACAAAGUGGCUCUUCUCUGGAGAAAGAUGUCGAACCAAGUGCACGAACGAUUCACCAACUACGUUUUGCCAAAGAAACCUACAGAAAUUUCGCUUAGUGAUACAGUUUACAGACUCAACAAGCUUUUCGGAGAAACGGAAACUCAAGUCGCACAACGCUACAGGUGCUUACAACUUGCAAAGGUAGACAACGAGGACUUCAAAGAGUAUGCAAGUCGCGUCAACUUGCAGUGCGAAUUGUUUAAGAUGAAUGAAUUGCAAAUCAAUCAAUUCAAGUGUCUCAUCUUUGUGCUAGGACUCAAGUCUAGCAGAGACAAUGACAUUCGCAUACGUCUUCUCAAAAUGCUCGAUGAGGAAAACGACAGUAUGAACUUGGACAAACUGGUAGACGCAACACAAAGGAUCCUUGAUCUAAAAGCUGACAACACGCUGAUAGAACACCAACCAAAGGUAAUAUGUGCUGUUAAGAAACCGAAAGCCGAUCCAAAUCAUGCAGACCGAAAACCAAAAACACCUUGCUGGUUUUGCGGAGAUUUACACUACGUAAAAUACUGCCCUUACCGAGAUCACAAGUGCACCAGAUGUCAUCAGAGAGGCCAUAAGGAGGACUAUUGCAAAAGUCUAAACACAUCACACAACAACAACAAACAUUCGAAGUAUGCCAAAAAGACGAAAAACAGUUUUCGCACAAAAGCCGUGUUCACAACCAAGCAGCUCAGUUUUCAAAAACUCCGUAAGUACGUAAAUGCCAAUUUCAACAACAAGCCUGUGAAGCUACAAGUGGAUACAGCAUCAGACAUUUCCAUCAUAUCGAAAUCAACUUGGGAACAAAUCGGUGAACCAGAAGCUCAUACCACCACAGACAGCGCUAGUGACGCUAACACUAACAGCAUCAAACUUCUCGCAAAGUUCAACGUAGACGUCACUAUCAACAACACCACCAAGUCUUUACAAUGCUACAUCACAGACGUUGAUCAACUCAACAUCAUGGGUAUCGACUGGAUACAAGCAUUUGGACUUUGGGACAAACCAAUAUCGACGUGGUGUCGUCAAAUAUCUUUUGAUGACGAAGUCGCAGUAUUGAAAUCAAACUAUCCAGUCGUGUUUGACAACUCAACGCUUGGUCUCUGCACCAAGACAAAAGUCAAAAUUCAAUUACUGCCCAACGCAAGGGAAAUUUUCGUUUCAAAACGUCCAGUACCGUAUGCGGCAAGAAUUGAAAUCGAGAAUGAACUGGACAGGCUACGAAAGGCAAACAUAAUCACACCUGUGGACUCUUCAAGGUAUGCAGCUCCAAUAGUAGUGAGCAAACGGAACGGAAAGAUUCGAAUUUGCGCAGAUUACUCAACUGGUCUAAAUUCGAUCGUCGAGCCAAAUCAAUAUCCGUUACCUACCCCGGAGGAAAUACUUUCGGAUUGCCACAACGCUUCUAUUUUCAGUCAUCUUGAUCUAUCAGACGCCUAUCUUCAAGUGGAGGUCGAAGACGAUAGUAAGGAGCUUCUUACUAUUAACACCCACAAGGGUCUGUAUAGAUUCAAUCGUUUGACCCCAGGCAUCAAAUCAGCACCAGGGGCAUUCCAGCGAAUAAUGGAUCAACUUUGCAGUGGUAUUGAAGGCGCAAAAGCAUACAUUGACGAUAUCAUGCUAGCCAGUAAGUCAAUUUCUGAUCACAUUACUAAUCUCAAUUUGCUUUUACAGAGAAUUCAAGAAUUUGGUUUCAAACUCAAAUUUGAAAAAUGCCAAUUUUUCAAAAACCAAAUUACAUAUCUGGGACAAGUUAUUGACAGAGAGGGAAUUCGACCAGAUUCCAACAAGAUCAGCGCCAUACAAAACUUGAAGGUACCCCAGAAUAUCACCGAAGUUCGAAGUCUAUUAGGUUCCAUCAACCAUUACGGUAAAUUUGUCAACAACAUGAGGAAUUUACGCAAACCUCUUGAUGACCUACUGAAGAAAGACCAGAAGUUUCAAUGGACUCCAGAAUGUCAAAAUUCAUUGGACGAGUUCAAGAAGAUUCUUUCAUCGCCUCUUCUUUUAACUCAUUACAACCCUGACUUACCAAUACAUGUUGCAGCCGACGCUUCUUCGCAUGGUAUUGGUGCAGUGAUAUACCACACAUUCCCGACCGGUGACAUGAAGGCAAUUCAUCACAUUUCAAGAUCUCUCACACCGGCAGAGAGGAACUACAGCCAAAUAGAAAAGGAACAAUUACGUCAUUCGCAACCAUAA
Molecule: messenger RNA, 2526 nt
Organism: Stomoxys calcitrans (stable fly)
Lineage: Eukaryota; Metazoa; Arthropoda; Insecta; Diptera; Muscidae
Exons: 1
Coding region: 1-2526 (841 amino acids)
Source: RefSeq, a predicted model, not a curated record